This is a messenger RNA of Daldinia caldariorum, 1103 nucleotides long. RefSeq lists its product as uncharacterized. Gene Ontology annotation, molecular function: ATP binding; protein kinase activity. The transcript has 2 exons. Gene Ontology annotation, biological process: protein phosphorylation. The record is from RefSeq and is a predicted model, not a curated record. Bases 139 to 981 code for a protein of 280 amino acids. Lineage: Eukaryota; Fungi; Ascomycota; Sordariomycetes; Xylariales; Hypoxylaceae.
UAUUCUCACGCAAACAAAGACUUGUUCUAACUAGUAGAUAUCAUAUUUCUUACCACCCUAUAUGACCUUAGAAACUAGACGACUACGUCCCUCGAAAUCUUGUUCCUUGCUGUAUCUUGACUAUCCAGGUUUCAUACCAUGGCACACCUUGCUGAGACUCCAUUUGUCGAUUGGCCAGCAGUUCGAUACGCUGAAUUGAUUAAACUAGAUCGGCUUGCGCCCAGAGUCCAUCUUGUAAAGCUGGCCGAUGCCUCUGAAACUCGAAUGGUCGCUAAAUACGCCUCUGGCGAUUCAGCGAAGGGAAAUAUAGGGAAAGAGAUAAACAUAUUGGGAAGGCAGCAGCUUCACCCUUCUAUACUUCCUGUCGAGUGUAUCAUACUAGAUGAUAACAAUUGCGUUAUUGGGAUGGGAACUAAAUUCGUCCCUGGCGGGGAUCUUCUUCGUAACAAAGACCGAGUCUUUAAGUUAAAAUGGCUCCAGCAGCUUACGGAAACUCUGGAUUUUCUUCACUUCAAGCAAGGCAUUGUCCACGGCGACCUCCACUUGGGUAGCCUGCUGAUCGACGAAGCUGCCGACAGGCUUGUGCUAUGCGACUUCAGCAGGGCAAGGGAGGCUACGGAGAUGAACCUGAUGGAGGAGUUUUGGAGUGUUAUGUGGACUCUCUACGAGUUGGUCACACUUGACUUCGAAGCCGAGGAAGAACAAUUGCAGAAGUCAUACGCCAAGUAUGGGAUAUAUAGCUUGGAUACCGAAUCCAUAGAGAAAUUGCCGAGCUGGCCGGCAAGGACAAAGCUGGAUUGUGAUGCAGAGAUACUUCGAAGCUAUAUGCGGGAGUGGUUGAAGAGGCGCGUGGAAACUUUGCAAUUUGUUGAACCAAGAGAACCAGACCCGAUGACAAGCUUUUCGAGGCAUGGGGAACAUCAAUGCGAAGAGCCAACUCACGGAUGCCAAUGGGGGGCCAAGACGACACGGUUAAAUUAAUAAUGUCAUUGAUCGUUUGGGUAACAAAGGCUUUAUUUACUUGGGUUAAGUUGGGUACCUAGAUAGUUGACUCUUGUCAUUUGAUUAAAGAAUAGAAAUAGAAGAGAAGAGAGAGAAAGGGU